Sorex fumeus (smoky shrew) is the source of this 1018-nucleotide messenger RNA. RefSeq names its product tetraspanin 33 (gene TSPAN33). The record is from RefSeq and is a predicted model, not a curated record. The coding region runs from base 141 to 989 and encodes 282 amino acids. Gene Ontology annotation, cellular component: membrane. NCBI's taxonomy places the organism in Eukaryota, Metazoa, Chordata, Mammalia, Eulipotyphla, Soricidae. The transcript is spliced from 8 exons.
GCUCCUACGCUGCGCGCGCGGCGGCCCCGGUGGCGGCGCCGUCCCUGCGGCUCCUCCCGCCGCGGCGCGGCCCCCCGCGGCCCCGGGCUCGGGCGGCCGCCGCGGGCAGCUAGGCCCCCGGGGGCAGCGGCGGCGGGACCAUGGCCCGGAGACCCGGGGCGCCGGCUGCUUACGGCGACGAGUUCUCCUUCGUCAGCCCGCUGGUGAAAUACCUACUCUUCUUCUUCAACAUGCUGUUUUGGGUGAUUUCCAUGGUGAUGGUGGCCGUGGGCGUCUACGCUCGGCUGAUGAAGCAUGCAGCAGCCUUGGCCUGCCUGGCGGUGGACCCCGCCAUCCUGCUCAUCGUGGUGGGCGUGCUCAUGUUCCUGCUCACGUUCUGCGGCUGCAUCGGAUCCCUCCGCGAGAACAUCUGUCUCCUGCAGACAUUCUCCCUCUGCCUCACCAUCGUGUUCCUGCUACAGCUGGCGGCCGGGGUCCUGGGCUUCGUCUUCUCGGACAAGGCUCGAGGCAAAGUGAGUGAGAUCAUCAAUAACGCCAUCGUGCAUUACCGAGAUGACCUGGACCUGCAGAACCUCAUCGAUUUUGGCCAGAAGAAGUUCAGCUGCUGUGGAGGGAUUUCCUACAAGGACUGGUCCCAGAACAUGUACUUCAACUGUUCAGAAGAUAACCCCAGCCGUGAGCGCUGCUCUGUGCCUUAUUCCUGUUGUUUGCCUACCCCGAACCAGGCAGUGAUCAACACCAUGUGCGGCCAAGGUAUGCAGGCCCUUGACUACUUGGAAGCCAGCAAGGUCAUCUACACCAAUGGCUGCAUUGACAAACUGGUCAACUGGAUCCACAGCAACCUCUUCUUACUUGGCGGUGUGGCCCUGGGCCUGGCCAUCCCCCAGCUGGUGGGAAUCCUGUUGUCCCAGAUCCUCAUCAAUCAGAUCAAGGACCAGAUCAAGCUCCAGCUCUACAACCAGCAGCACCGGGCUGACCCGUGGUACUGAGAAGCCGAGGAAUCUCAUCCACCCAUCAG